AUGCGCCUUCUAAGGGUUGACGAUCACGGUGAGCUGAGUGCUCCCAGGUACAUCUCUGGGGAUGCCCCACCCUACGCAAUACUUUCACAUACUUGGGGCGAACAGGAGGUUACCCUUAACGACCUCACCAAUGGAUCCAGUAAGACUAUGACUGGCUAUACCAAGAUUCAACUCUGUUUGGAACAAGCUAAAAAAGACGGGCUACAGUAUGUCUGGGUGGAUACAUGCUGUAUCGACAAGUCAAGUAGCGCUGAGCUUCAAGAGGCUAUCAACAGCAUGUUUCGAUGGUAUCAGCACGCAUCCAUCUGCUACGUGUACUUGGAAGAUGUGUUGGGUCGUAACCGCCUUCACAACUCAGCUGAGCUGUAUUGGGAAUCUACUCUUCGGCAAAGCAGAUGGUUCACUCGAAGUUGGACAUUGCAAGAACUUAUCGCUCCUCCUGUGGUUGAGUUCUUUUCCCGGGACUUUGAACCGCUUGGAGACAGGAGGUCGCUAGAAGCAAUAAUUCACGAGAUUACGGCCAUUCCUAUUCAGGUCCUUCGUGGAACGUCCGUCUUUGAGUACAGUACCGAGGAAAGAUUGUCAUGGGCAGCGAAGCGGCAGAGUACACGCACAGAGGACGGAGCUUAUUCACUACUCGGUAUAUUCAAUACCUUCAUGCCUCUCAUUUAUGGCGAAGGGCAGUCGAAUGCGUUCGCAAGACUCCGCCGGAAGAUCAGCAAAUCAAGCAGAUAUGAUUCGAGCGUGUUCAACCUGGAGAGCAAAUAUCCACUGCUCAAUCCUUGA
Molecule: messenger RNA, 786 nt
Organism: Exophiala viscosa
Lineage: Eukaryota; Fungi; Ascomycota; Eurotiomycetes; Chaetothyriales; Herpotrichiellaceae
Product: heterokaryon incompatibility
Exons: 2
Coding region: 1-786 (261 amino acids)
Source: RefSeq, a predicted model, not a curated record